Molecule: messenger RNA, 231 nt
Organism: Strongylus vulgaris
Lineage: Eukaryota; Metazoa; Nematoda; Chromadorea; Rhabditida; Strongylidae
Source: the annotation of a GenBank genome assembly
AUGCGGCCUCUUCUGUUGCUCUUCGUAACUGCUGUAGUUGUCUAUGGAGAAUCCAGCCGAUGUACUCAAAAGUUGGAUGCCGGCCCUUGCAUGGCAUUCUUCAUACACUAUGGCUAUGACCCAGCAAAAGGUGAAUGUGUCGAGUUUGUUUAUGGUGGAUGUGGAGGGAAUGAAAACAACUUCCAGACGAAGGAGAGCUGUGAGAAAGCAUGCAUUGAGGGCACAACUGAA